CAGGCAGCUCCCGACUCGGACUCCUGGGUCCCAUCCCCUGAACCUAGGGCUCCCCAGAUAGUAGCCCGGACUCCUGGGUCCCCUCCCCAUCCCUGGGUCAGUAAGUGCGGGGAGGGAGGGGGCUGAAUCUCUCCCCCCACUCACCCCACUUGCUCCCUCCCCAGAUGAUGACGAGGGGGGACAGCAGCUGCCUCCCUCAUCCCUCUUCCUCCAGCUGCCAAGCAACGCGACCCUGCGUUUCCGUGGCAACGUGGCCAAGUCCUGGGGGGCUGCGCUGGACGAGGGGGAGCCUCCAGGGACCCCCCAGGAGCGGGACAGGGCAGAAGUCGGGGAGCAGGAAUCGGUUCCCCUGAAGCAGCUGCCACUCUGCAUGGCGGAGAAACGGACACUCAGGCUCCGGGAGCAGCAGGCGGCCUGGAAACGGAGCCGUUGGGAGCGGUGGCAGGUGAGGAUGCGCCGCCUGCGGGGACAGGUGGGGGACGCCCUGCUGUACGCCCAGGUGUGGAGGGGCUCGCUGCACCACAUCGAAGGUCACUUCGGAACAGGGAUCCAGUCGUAUUUCAACUUCCUGCGCUUCCUGGUGCUGCUGAACCUGGGGGGGGCCCUGCUCGUGAUGGGGUUCGUGGUGGCCCCCAACGCCGCCUUCGAGGGGCUGCGGCUGAACCAGACCCAGCAGGGGCCGAACUCCACAGUGAUCAGCUGCCUGCAGUACGACCCCACCAUGCGGGGCCUGGUCAGUUACUUCACCUACCUCAUGGACCUGCUCUCCGGGACGGGGUUCAUGGAGCUCACCUACCUGUUCUACGGUUAUUACCAAAACUCGGCCGUGGAUUUCGUGGGCUUCUCCUAUAACAUCCCCCUGGCCUAUCUGCUGAGCAUGUUGGGCUACUUCUCCGUCUGCCUCCUCUGGAUCGUCCACCGGGCCGUCCAUCUCCUGAAGCGCAGCCUGGUCAGUGAGAACGGGGCGCUCAGCACCUACAGCAACAAGGUCUUUGCCGGCUGGGACUUCUGCCUGGGGCCCGGCACCGCGGUGCACAUAAAACACAACAGCCUCCGCUACGAGCUGCGGAUGGACCUGGAGGAACAGACCUUACGGCGGCUCAUGGCCCAGCGCAGCCCGGGCCAGCGACUCGCCCUGUACGGCCUGCGCGGGGCCCUCAACCUGCUGGUGGUGGCACUGCUGGGGGCGGCUUUCUACUGCGUCUACCUGGCCACCGAGUACUCGCAGAAGGGCCAGCGCCGGGCGAUGGGUCCCCAUCUAACCAGCUCCACCCCCGAGGGCAGCACUGGGCGAGGGGACCCUUUGUACCCAGCCCCGCCCACCCCCGAGGGCAGCGCCAGGACUGUGUUCCUGCGUCUCUCCAGCCUCCUCGUUCUCCUUUUCUCCCUCUGGUCCCAGAUCACCUGCCACGGGGACCCCAACGCCGAUUCCUGCAAGACCUGCGGCUACAACUACACGCAGCACCCGUGCUGGGAGACGAGCGUGGGGCAGGAGAUGUACAAGCUGCUGGUGUUCGACCUGCUCGUGGUGCUGCUGGUGCUGCUGCUGGUGGAGUUCCCCAGGAAGUGAGAGACGGGGGGAGG
Chrysemys picta bellii (western painted turtle) is the source of this 1584-nucleotide messenger RNA. The record is from RefSeq and is a predicted model, not a curated record. NCBI's taxonomy places the organism in Eukaryota, Metazoa, Chordata, Testudines, Emydidae.